CUUGGACCACGACCAUGCUCACUAUAUUCUUAGCUCGGCCUUAUGUCUACCUUGAUAUCUCCAGCAAAAACCAGCCCUGGAUGUGUGUGCUGUGUCAUUGGUGGUUUUCUAAGGGCAACGGUAUGUGCCACUCAAAAGUCUAAAUUCCUACAUUCUUUCACUUGGAGGUCGUUCAAAUCUCCUCGAGAUCCAGAGGAGCCGGGCGGAAUCGAUGGGUCCUUACGACAUGAUUUUGUUUGAAUCGAGGAUCGGUUCAUGUUCGCGCAGAUUCUAUUAGAACUUAGUGGGGCGUAACGAAAUUGCUAGACUCGUAUCAACGGUGCCCACUAGUUGCAAAGAUGCAGGAUACUCUGGUUAUGAUCCAUUCGACAGUCCACGAAGUAAUGAUGGCCCAGAGAUCUCUCACCCUUAUUCUCGUUACUACUCCUUACGAUCUUGACCUCUUUUCUGACUAUGUGUUGCAUCUAGUGUCUCUCCAAUUUUGAAUAUCUCACUGAACCGCUUAUGGUAGCACCGACACACAACCGAAUGAUCGUUGGCAAAGAAAUGUGUGCAUACCGGGAACCUGUUUUUCUGAAGUUCAUGCAGGAGGCAGCGAUUUUCGCAUUAUGGGGCCAGAAGACACCAAUGGAAUGUCGGUGGAUUUUAGCAUCCGGGUCCAUAUCGAAUUUGUCAUCCUGCUGCGCAACGGCGCAUCAUGAUCACAGGAUCUAUGCAUAAUAUUUCUCUGCCGUUGCAGCUGCGUAAUUGUGGACGGUUGGAAUUAAUCAUGCUGUGCCGCAGCUACUGCGGAGCGGGAUCACAUUCCAGUAUAAAGAAAUGCUUUGUCUUGGUUAUCGUCCAAAGAUCUUCCCCCACGAUGCCUACCCAAUCUAUGGACGAAGAGAAGGCGUUACUGCAAGCCUAUCACGAUGAGGAGCUCAGGCUCUUCGAGCAACCUUCCCAUUACCCAAAUGAUGAACAAGUUGACGACUCUCCCCAACGUGCAUCUUGCAGGAAGAAGAAAGUCAGAGCUAUAUUCAAGCACCUGGCCGUCUUCUCACUGCUCUUACUUGGAUGGAAUGUUCUCCAGGCUUACCGUGCUGGGAGGAUGAGUUGCGGUCAGUGGCGUAAUUAUGGUGGCAUUGAGAAGUCAGAUACUUGGGACUUCAAUGGAUUGGAUGAAUCUGUGCAACACCCACCUCAAGAUUUCCCGUGGCCGCCACAGGUGACCCUAGAGGAGUGCGUUGAAUGGCCAGCGCCUUCACCUCCUGGCGACGGCGAAUAUCAUGGGGGACCUGGCAAUCAUCACCCUUCACCACACUCUUUCGAUUCCUCCUUCAACUUACCUUCUUCUGCUGAUAUCUUGGCCUUCUUUGCACGAGGUCCAUUGUCGGUCGGAUCCUUCAAUGUGGAACAAGGAACAGAAGAGACGGACCAGGUUGUUGUGGAUGUUACCACCAAAUGGCAUGGUCCAAGGGAACUGUUGGAUCUUGUUCAGCUGUGCAGGUUCAAAGGAGAGAAAGGAUCCGUUGGCGUCGGUAUUGUGUCUGUUAAAGGUGGCCCCCAUCACCGCCCACACCAUCGUCAUCGAGUUUGGUUUGAGGUCAAUGUUCGCCUUCCCCCUGGGUCCGAUAAGCCAUUGGAGAUAAAAAAAUUCCUUACGUUCCUACCAGUGUUCUCACAGACGGUUAGCGACCUUGGAAAGUCCGUUUACUUUGGUGGCAUUGGGUUAAAAGGAUUCGUUUCGGGAAUCAAGAUAAAUUCACUGUCUGCGAAGAACGCGUACAUCAAUGCAGGAGUUGGAGCUAUCAAGGGGAACUUUACCACGUCCUCCUCUCUAGAACUCAUCACAAGCAGCGGAGAGAUUGACGUCGAUGUCGGCCUGACUAACGAUGAAAAAUCUGAUAAAUGGACAGACUUGUUAUUGGCAACGUCUACUGGUGCAAUCAAAGCCAAUCUCUCUCUUCAUACAGAGUCCGAUUCUAACGUCGGGGGCAAAUUCAAUAUCACCUCCGGCUUCUCUGCAGGUUCUGUUAUCUUGAAUACCAUCGUUGCCCCCAAAGAUUCGACGGUCGACCUCACUGCCCAUGGCUCGGUCGGUGCGAUCCAUGUAACAAUGGACAAAACGUUUGAGGGUAAAUUUGACGUUGGAACGUCCGUUCUCUCCCGUCCGACUAUAGUCGAGCGCAAGGAGAAGGAUGAGGAUGGAAGAGAGAGGAAGUUUGAAUAUAGCCAGGUCGGGCGAGGGGUUGUGCAAGGGAAUGUGUGGUGGGAUGCUGAUGACGGUAAUACGGAUGGAAAGGAAAGAGGAAACGUGGAAAUCAGGAAUUCGUUGGGGCAUGUUUCUUUGACGCUGUGAGGACGAACCAUAUGUGAUCGUGAAAACUAUCUCGCAUCGGUUUAUUGAUUGGUAGGCUUGUAUGAAGAUUUGUAGAUCUGUGUAAAUUCUAGGCCCGUAAUGUGCGUGCAUUUAGGCGGAGAAAUUGACUCCGACUUUCACC
Molecule: messenger RNA, 2483 nt
Organism: Marasmius oreades (fairy-ring Marasmius)
Lineage: Eukaryota; Fungi; Basidiomycota; Agaricomycetes; Agaricales; Marasmiaceae
Exons: 5
Coding region: 698-2341 (547 amino acids)
Source: RefSeq, a predicted model, not a curated record